AUGAAAUCUAUCCACCUCAUUCUCAUCCAUUUGGCUUUUACAAAUACGAUGACACUUCUUACAAAAGGGAUGAUGGGGACAAUAUCCAGUUUUGUGUUAAGAAACCUCCUAGGUGACAUAGGCUGUAAGAUUGUGGUUUACCUCAGCAGGGUGGCCCGGGGCCUGUCCAUCUGCACCACCAGUCUCCUCACAGUGGUCCAGGCCAUCACCAUCAGCCCCAGAGCCUCCAGGUGGAGGAGGCUGCAGCCCAGGUCAGCCUGGCACCUGCUUCCCUUGUUGCUCUUCUGUUGGAUUCUCAAUUCCUUGAUAGGCAUGAGCUUACCAUUUUAUAUCAAAAAUAUCAGCAGUAUGAACACAUCAAAAAUCAGUAAAAACAAUGGCUACUGUUAUUUUGAAUCAGAAAACAGGAUAAUCAGAUGGAUUUUUAUUGCUCUCAUGGUCCUUCSAGAUGCUGUGUUCCAGGGUGUCAUGGGCUGGGCCAGUGGCUACAUGGUCUUCCUCCUCCACAAGCACCACCAGCAGGUGCUCCACCUUCAGACCUCCAAGCUCCUCCACAGAACCCCCCGAGAUGAAGGCUGCAAAGAGUGUCCUCCUUCUGAUGCUCUGCUUUCUCUUCUUCUAUUGGGCAGAUUGUGUUGCUUCUUUAUAUAUAAACUUCUCAUUAGAGAAAGAUUCCAUUGCACUAAGUCUUCAUGA
Molecule: messenger RNA, 696 nt
Organism: Urocitellus parryii (Arctic ground squirrel)
Lineage: Eukaryota; Metazoa; Chordata; Mammalia; Rodentia; Sciuridae
Source: RefSeq, a predicted model, not a curated record